This is a messenger RNA of Corythoichthys intestinalis (scribbled pipefish), 2171 nucleotides long. It is a transcript of the gene csf1b, whose product is annotated as colony stimulating factor 1b (macrophage). Gene Ontology annotation, molecular function: growth factor activity; cytokine activity. The transcript is spliced from 9 exons. The coding region runs from base 242 to 988 and encodes 248 amino acids. NCBI's taxonomy places the organism in Eukaryota, Metazoa, Chordata, Actinopteri, Syngnathiformes, Syngnathidae. Gene Ontology annotation, cellular component: membrane. The record is from RefSeq and is a predicted model, not a curated record.
GAAGAGAGCACAUCAGCCAGUGUAUUUCAAGCUAAAUUACACAUGAAGGACAACACUGAGCCAGUAGGAGAGUCUUUUCUUUGCAGUGAAACUGAAUAUAUGAGAAGAAUUGCUUUGCUUCAAUGUGUGUGAUAGAGGAUUUGUUUUCCAUUGUCAAACACAUACCAGAUGACCAUCCUUGCACCAACCCUGAUUCAGAGCAAGGCUAAGGUAGUUGCAGGUAAAGUGUCUGUGUGUGCUUAUGUUCCUGAGCUUCCCGGUCUCCAUGGCUGAGAUCCCCGGACCAUGCAGGCACUCUAUAACUAGGGACCACCUGCUGACACUCAAACAUCUGAUGGAUAACCAAUUGAGAAGCGGGUGCUCAAUAACCUACACAUUCAUCGAACAGAAAUCUUUGAGCAAGUGUUGCUUUGUGAAAGCUGCCUUACCCUGGAUAUUGGAGCUCCUCACCACCCACUUCAAAUAUAACAGGGGUUCAGUCAACUACACCUAUGUUCAGUCUUUGAGGGCACUCAUCCUCAACAUCUACUCCCAGAAAUGUGUUCCUCAGAUCAACGAGGAGAUUGAGGACAAGCCAGAGAGUUUUGAAGUGCUUUACAGGGGAUCCCCUACAGAGGCGCUGCAGAGAGCUUCGGGAGUGCUGUCUGUAUACUUGGAGCUGGUAAAGACAAGUGACGCACCAUUGGACUGGAGUUGCCAGUAUGAAUACUCAAAGUUGUUUGGUUCAAGCACAGAGCAACCAAAAGCGUCCCCCACACAAGGCUGCACAGACAGUUAUGUUACGAGGUCACAGAAAGCCUCUCAGAGGAGACCAAUGAGAGACCUAUACAAGCUUGGCUUCGUCAUCGCCUCCAUCUUCGGAGCACUACUGCUCCUAUUUACUCUCUUCUGUCUAAUCACACAAAAGAGGAACCACAUUGGUCGCAGAUCCCGAUCUCAUAUGAUUGCUAGAGAGGAGCAAGGGGGGACCGAGAUGGCGCUACAAUAAUAGUUCUCAGACAGCAGGGGCAGACAGACUCAUCAUGAAGAUAUGUGUUUCAUCCACAAAGAACAAGAUUUCGUCGCAGUCAUUGGCCAUGCUGACUGAUUUAAAGUGGAAAUUUUGCUUUGAACUGGGGCAAACAUGGACAUUUGUUGAAUAAAUAUUCUGUCGACAUGAUGAUUAUGCAUCCUAUGAAAAAUAUAUUUCAAGUCCACUAAAUGUAUUUCUCCACUACACAUGUAUGUUGACUAACGUAUCUGUUUAAUGCCUAAUCAAUGGUUUGUAUUGUUGUCAAAACGUUAUUUAUUAGUUGAAUAUAUACAAUUUAUGUAUAAUAAAUGUUCCAUACAAUACAGUAUGUGUGAAAUGUCACUAAUGGUCUUCAAGUGUAUAGCAGCCGAAGCAUUCAUUCGUCAACAAAGUAAAUAUUACAUUUAACGAGCAAAGAAAUAACUUUAUUAUAUGCUUUGGAUAUUUUGUAGCCGCCUAAUUUUUGUAAGACUUGUUUCACGAGAAAUUCAAAAUACUUUAAUGAAUUAACCCAAUGCAUUGCACAGACAUUUUUUUGAUGUUCAGGCUUAGGAUAUUGAUGACAAAUAAACCAAGUCAUGUUAGAGAGUGUGAAGUGCCUUGACGCAAACCCUGAAGAAGAUUGUUCAGUUAUUGGUUAGAAACACACAUUUGGAGAUAAAAAUGUCUCGAGGGCUUGAUAGUAUUUGGUGGGGAAAAUGCUUUAGUACAAGCCUGCUGUUUGGCAUUUUACUGUAUGUAGUGCUGCAGUAAACAAACAACAUUGAAAUGGAGGAUAGAAGGACCAAGUGUUGCCACUGCAUUCCCUAAUGUUGUCGACUUACUUUGUGCUUUUUCUGUAAUAACUCGUUGUCGCGGUUCAGAUUGAUAUCUUUUAUCGGGUCUUAACUUGAGUGGAAUUGGACACUAAGCAUAUGAGUGUGAGAAGAUUCUGUGUGAGAGCGCAGCAGACAGGGAUGGGAAAAUGUGUUCCUUACAUUUACCUUCCGAGAUGUGCAAUAUAAUAUGAUUUACACCACUAGACAGAUUGCAAUUUGUGUCUUAUCUCUUUUGGCUGUUUCCCGACAGAAAAUCCCAUGACCUGACUUUGUGAAACAUUUGAGAAAUAUUUUGUUUUGUUUUUUUCCCCCUGUUUCUAUUUGCCAAUUAAAAGUUAGAU